Messenger RNA from Neltuma alba, 3726 nucleotides. Its product is annotated as protein GIGANTEA. Gene Ontology annotation, biological process: response to stress; regulation of long-day photoperiodism, flowering; regulation of circadian rhythm. The coding region runs from base 105 to 3590 and encodes 1161 amino acids. The transcript has 14 exons. The record is from RefSeq and is a predicted model, not a curated record. Gene Ontology annotation, cellular component: nucleus. Lineage: Eukaryota; Viridiplantae; Streptophyta; Magnoliopsida; Fabales; Fabaceae.
AGGAUAUUUGACUUUUGAUUGGAAGCUGGUUUAUGCUCGACUUUGGGUAGUUGGUUUUGUUAUUGAGGCAUAAGGAAAUACCUUGGAACUAGAUAUUUCCUUCAAUGUCUGCUUCCGGUGAAAGGUGGAUUGACCGCCUUCAGUUUUCCUCAUUGUUCUGGCCUCCCCCACCGGAUGGUCAGCAAAAAAAGGAUCAAAUUGCUGCCUAUGCUGAGUACUUUGUUCAGUUUACAUCAGAGCAAUUUCCUGAUGAUAUUGCUGAGUUGAUCCGAAACCGUUAUCCUUCAAAGGAAAUGCUCCUCUUUGAUGAUGUUUUGGCGACGUUUGUCCUUCAUCAUCCAGAGCAUGGGCAUGCAGUUGUACUUCCAAUUAUUUCAUGUAUUAUUGAUGGUUUACUAGCCUAUGAUAAGACUAGUCCUCCAUUUGCUUCUUUCAUAUCCUUAGUCUGCCCAGAAAGUGAGAAUGAAUACUCUGAACAAUGGGCACUGGCGUGUGGUGAAAUUUUGAGAAUUUUAACUCAUUACAAUCGCCCCAUGUUCAAAAUAGAAAGGCAACAUAGCAUAACAGAAAGAAGCACCAGUGGAAGCCAUGCAACAACAAGUAAUGCUGUUGAUGGGGAAUCUAGCCAUCAUUCCACACCACAAGAAAAGAAGCCUGUUAGGCCUUUGUCUCCUUGGAUUACUGACAUAUUGCUGGCUGCACCCCUGGGAAUUAGAAGUGACUAUUUCCGCUGGUGCAGUGGUGUUAUGGGUAAAUAUGCUGCAGGAGAACUCAGGCCACCUGCAGCUGCUUCUUCCCGUGGUUCUGGAAAACAUCCUCAGCUCAUGCCUUCAACUCCUAGGUGGGCCGUUGCCAAUGGUGCUGGUGUUAUAUUAAGUGUUUGUGAUGAUGAAGUAGCUCGCUAUGAGACUGCUACUUUAACAGCAGCAGCUGUCCCUGCCCUCUUACUUCCUCCUCCCACAACAGCUUUGGAUGAGCAUCUUAUUGCAGGAUUACCAGCUCUUGAACCAUAUGCACGUUUAUUUCAUAGAUAUUAUGCCAUAGCUACUCCAAGUGCCACGCAAAGACUACUUCUUGGAUUGCUAGAGGCUCCCCCAUCAUGGGCUCCUGAUGCACUUGAUGCUGCCGUGCAGCUUGUGGAGCUUCUUCGAGCUGCUGAAGAUUAUGCAUCUGGCAUUAGGCUUCCUAGAAAUUGGAUGCAUUUGCAUUUCCUGCGUGCUAUAGGGACUGCAAUGUCCAUGAGAGCUGGUAUAGCUGCUGAUGCUGCAGCUGCUUUGCUUUUCCGCAUCCUUUCACAACCUGCAUUACUAUUUCCUCCGCUUAGGCAAGUUGAUGGAAUUGAAGUUCAGCAUGAACCUUUGGGUGGUUACGUUUCAUCCUAUAGAAAGCAGAUAGAAGUUCCUGCAGCUGAAGCUACUAUUGAGGCUACUGCCCAAGGCAUUGCAUCAAUGCUUUGUGCCCAUGGUCCUGAGGUUGAAUGGAGAAUCUGUACCAUCUGGGAAGCAGCUUAUGGUCUGAUACCUUUGAGUUCAUCGGCUGUUGAUCUUCCAGAGAUAGUUGUUGCUACUCCAUUGCAAACUCCGAUACUAUCUUGGAAUUUGUAUAUACCUCUUCUUAAGGUCUUGGAAUAUCUUCCUUGCGGGAGCCCCUCUGAAGCUUGUCUAAUGAAAAUAUUUGUUGCUACGGUUGAAUCUAUUCUAAAGAGGACAUUUCCAUCUGAGCCAUCCAGAGAACAUAACAGGAAAACUAGAUACUUCUCUGGAAUGGAGUCUGCUUCCAAAAACCUUGCUGUGGCAGAACUUCGUACUAUGAUCCAUUCACUCUUUUUAGAAUCGUGUGCAUCUGUAGAACUAGCUUCUCGUCUACUUUUUGUUGUUUUAACAGUUUGUGUUAGUCAUGAAGCACGAUUCAACAGAAGUGAGAAACCAAGAGGUGAAGAUAAUUCUUUGGCAGAGGAAAGCGCUGGGGACGUGCAAGCAAUAUCUGAAAGUCAGAAAGAAACUAAUAAUAAGAAGUUGAAGAAACAAGGCCCUGUGGCCGCAUUUGAUUCCUAUGUUUUGGCUGCUGUAUGCGCUCUUGCCUGUGAGCUUCAGUUGUUCCCUUUGGUUUCAACAGGGAGCAACCACUCAACAUCCACCAACGUACAAGAUGAAUCCAAGCCUGUUGAGGUGAAUAAAUCAUCACAUGAUUUGCAAAGUGGUAUAAAUUCAGCAAUACGCCACACUUGCCGAAUUUUAACAAUUCUAGAGGCGUUAUUUUCAUUGAAGCCAUCUUCUGUUGGCACUCCAUGGAGUCACAGCUCAAAUGAAAUAGUUGCUGCAGCGAUGGUCGCUGCCCAUGUUUCUGAAUUAUUCAGACAGUCAAAAGCUUGCAUGCAUGCUCUGUCUGUUUUGAUGCGGUGCAGAUGGGACAAUGAAAUUCACUCUAGGGCAUCGUCCUUAUACAAUCUCAUAGACAUUCACAGAAAAACAGUUGCAUCAUUUGUUAACAAGGCGCAGCCAUUGGAAGCAAACUUAAUUCAUGCUGGCAGAGAAAAUCAAUCUGAAAACACUCGCUGCUUUGAUCCUGGGCAGACAUCUGUCUCACUUUCUCAGGAGGAUUUAACCCCUUCUGAACCUAAUCAUGGAUCUGCCAAAGGUUCAUACUCAAAUGAAGCAUCAGGGUAUGCAUUGGGUAAAGGUAUCACAAGUUUCUCGUUGGAUGCUUCGGAUCUAGCCAACUUCCUUACCAUGGACAGGUAUAUAGGAUUUAAUUGCAGCACACAAAUACUUCUGAGAUCCAUGCUGGCAGAGAAACAAGAAUUAUGUUUCUCAGUUGUUUCACUGCUAUGGCACAAAUUAAUUGCAUCUCCUGAAACACAACCUUGCGUGGAAAGCACUUCUGCCCAACAGGGAUGGAGACAGGUUGUUGAUGCAUUAUGCAAUGUUGUAUCAGCAUCACCAACAAAAGCAGCUACAGCAAUUGUGCUUCAGGCAGGGAGGAAAUUGCAGCCCUGGAUUGCCAGAGAUGAUGAUGUAGGACAGAAGAUGUGGAGAAGCAACCAGCGAAUUGUAAAGUUGAUAGUGGAGCUAAUGAGGAAUCAUGAUAAUGCAGAAUCAAUGGUAAUUGUAGCUAGCGCAUCGGAUCUACUACUAAGAGCCACUGAUGGGAUGCUGGUUGAUGGAGAAGCUUGCACGUUACCCCAGUUGGAGUUAUUGGAAGCUACAGCUAAGGCAGUUCGGCCAAUCCUGGAGUUCGGAGAAUCUGGACUUGCAUUGGCAGGUGGCCUCUCAAACCUGUUGAAGUGUCGCCUACCAGCUACUGUUAAAUGCCUUUCUCAUUCCAGUGCACUUGUGAGGGCUCUGAGCAUAUCGGUACUUAGAGAUAUUUUACACACAGGCUCAAUCAGACCCAGUCCUAAACUGGCCAGAAUAGAAGGCACCCGCAACCCUAAUCCCUCUUAUCAUUUCUUCAAUAUGUAUGUGAUUGAUUGGCAAGCUGAUGUAGAAAAAUGCUUGUCUUGGGAAGCUCACAACCGUCUUUCCAAUGGCUUGUCUAUUGAGUUUCUUCAUGCAGCUGCCCAGGAAUUAGACUGUACUAUUUCCUUGUGAGACUAAACUAUGUAGAACCCUUCUCAUAUUUUAUGUUAAUUUUAAUCUUAAUUUGUAGGGACAUAAGUUAUGGAACUUUAUUGGUUUGCAAGUAUUAGCUUCGUCCUGUGCCAUUCUAGUUAUGUUGCUUAAGAAA